CUUUUGUUAAUGGAUUAUAAUAGUCAUACAUAAUUUUAAUAGAAGAAUGUUUCUUUUAAUCAUAACUACUCUUUUGAGUUUCAUAAGUGUUCAUUCUACUGUGCUAGGAAAACAAGUUUUAAAAUGGAUCAACAAACCUUCCAUUAAAGAAAAAGAACUGAUGACUCAAAAAAACGAAUUGAAAAAAGUACAAAAUAGCAUCAGCAUCACAGACAAUUUCGCCAAAUAUUCCAAAAUACAAAGACAAAUAAAUAAGAUUGAUGAAAAUCUUUCAGAUUUUAGAAGUGAAAAGAACAAUUUAUAUAUUCAUUUUGGAUUAACUUAUGGUUUACAAAUUUUCUUUGCCAUAGUGCUUGUCGGUUUAUCUAUUUACUAUAGGUCAACACCAGUAAUUGCAAUUGACAAGAGUAUAGAUCUAACACCUUUUAGUUAUUUAAUCUCAUAUCCUCAUUCAGAAAAUGUGGUUUCAUUUCAUUUUUGGGUUUUAUGUAGUUCAACAACUGCAAGAUUAAUAAAGUUGUAAGCAGACUAUAGGUUAAGGAAAGCUCUGAUGGUCUAGUAUUUUGCAUUUUAACUGACAUUAUUUUUUUUAUAAACAAAAUAUGAAAUAAUAUGUGUAUGAAGUAAUAUAUCCU
This is a messenger RNA of Psylliodes chrysocephalus, 635 nucleotides long. The record is from the annotation of a GenBank genome assembly. NCBI's taxonomy places the organism in Eukaryota, Metazoa, Arthropoda, Insecta, Coleoptera, Chrysomelidae.